ACAAGGGUAAAAAAAAAUAGUCUUUAUACGCGACUCUCUUAUUUAAAACAUCCAUAAUGAUCUGGUUAUCCGAGAGACAGAAGUUUGGAGUUGCAUUCACCGCUGGUGGAUUCUUUUUCUUCCUAUUUGGAAUCAUGGCAUUCUUUGAUGCUGCCUUUCUUGCCUUGGGUAACAUCUUGUUUGUCAUCGGCCUCAUAUUAAUCAUUGGCCCUCAACGUACCAUCACUUUCUUCAGCAGACCAAACAAGCUCAGAGGAACUUUUUGCUUUUGUCUUGGUAUAGUUUUAAUUUUAUUGAAAAGGUCAUUCAUUGGAUUUAUCAUUGAAAGUUUUGGAAUUUUAGGACUUUUUGGUGAUUUUUUCGGAACAAUUGUACAAUUUUUGAGAUCAAUUCCUUACAUUGGAGAUCUUUUGAGCCAUCCAUUGGUUGCUCCAACCAUAGAUAGAUUAGCAGGAGUCACCACCAUGUUGCCAGUUUAACUCUAUAAUGUGUAUUUAUAAUAGUAAUAAUAAUAAUAAU
[Candida] anglica is the source of this 519-nucleotide messenger RNA. Lineage: Eukaryota; Fungi; Ascomycota; Pichiomycetes; Serinales; Debaryomycetaceae. The record is from the annotation of a GenBank genome assembly.